Paralichthys olivaceus (Japanese flounder) is the source of this 2034-nucleotide messenger RNA. Lineage: Eukaryota; Metazoa; Chordata; Actinopteri; Pleuronectiformes; Paralichthyidae. The record is from RefSeq and is a predicted model, not a curated record.
GUUAUUGGACUCCAGAUCUGUACAGGGGGAGCUGGGAUGGGUCGCCAACCCGACAGAAGGAGGGUGGGAGGAAGUGAGUAUUAUGGAUGAGAAGAACAUUCCCAUUCGGACGUACCAGGUGUGUAACGUCAUGGAACCAAACCAGAACAACUGGCUCCGCACUGACUGGAUCCCCCGCGGUGGUGCUCAACGAGUCUACAUUGAGAUCAAGUUCACCCUCCGAGACUGCAACAGCCUCCCGGGGGUCAUGGGAACCUGCAAGGAAACCUUCAAUCUUUACUACUAUGAGUCCAACAAUGACAAAGAGCGCUACAUCCGUGAGAACCAGUUUGGAAAGAUCGACACCAUUGCAGCGGACGAGAGCUUCACUCAGGUGGACAUUGGUGAUCGCAUCAUGAAGCUGAACACAGAGGUGCGAGAUGUUGGCGCCUUGACCCGGAAGGGCUUCUAUUUGGCCUUCCAGGAUGUUGGAGCGUGCAUCGCUCUCGUGUCUGUCAGGGUCUUCUACAAGAAAUGUCCUUUAGCAGUGCGCAACUUGGCCCAGUUUCCUGAUACCAUCACUGGAGCCGAUACCUCCUCACUUGUGGAAGUUCGUGGCUCAUGCGUGGAUAACUCAGAGGAGAAGGAGGUUCCUAAGAUGUACUGCGGGGCUGACGGAGAGUGGUUGGUCCCCAUUGGGAACUGCCUGUGCAACCCUGGAUAUGAGGAGCGCAAUGCAGAAUGCCAAGCCUGUAAGAUCGGUUACUACCGGGCCCUGGCCACCGAUGGACUCUGUUCAAAGUGUCCACUUCACAGUUACUCGGUCAGGGAGGUAUCCACCUCCUGUGUCUGCGACAAGGGAUACUUUCGCUCAGAAACAGACCCGGCAUCCAUGCCCUGCACCCGUCCUCCGUCUGCGCCUGUCCACCUCAUCUCCAAUGUGAACGAGACCUCCGUAAACCUGGAGUGGAGCCCGCCCCGGAGCUCAGGAGGGCGCCAGGACUUGUCAUACAAUGUGGUGUGCAAGCGCUGCGGGCCCGAUGGCCGUCGCUGUCAGCCCUGCGGUAAUGGCAUCCACUUCAGCCCCCAGCAGCUGAGCCUGAAGGGGACCAGGGUGUCCAUCAACGAGCUGCAGGCCCACACAAACUACACCUUCGAGGUGUGGGCAGUGAACGGAGUCUCGCCUCAGAGCCCAGGGCCAGAGCAGGCUGUGUCGGUGACCGUCACCACCAACCAGGCCGCUCCAUCUCCAGUGACGUCCAUCCAAGGGAAGGAUAUCACAAGACACACCAUCUCACUGUCCUGGCAGCCACCGGAUAGAGCCAAUGGGGUCAUCUUGGAAUAUGAAGUCAAGUACUACGAGAAGGACCAGAAUGAGAGAAGCUACCGAAUCAUAAAAACAUCAUCCAGGAACGCUGACAUCAAGGGCCUCACCCCCCUCACUUCCUACGUGUUCCAUGUGCGAGCUCGCACCGCAGCGGGCUACGGGGAUUUCAGCGGGCCCUUUGAGUUCAUGACCAACUCCGUCCCAGCUCCCAUUAUUGGCGAUGGGGCCAACUCCACAGUGUUACUGGUGUCAGUGGUGGGCAGCGUGGUCCUCCUCAUCAUCCUCAUCAGUGCUUUCGUCAUCAGCCGAAGGAGUAAGUACAGCAAGGCCAAGCAGGACUCAGAUGAAGAAAAGCACUUACAUCAAGGAGUGAGGAUAUACGUCGAUCCCUUUACCUACGAGGACCCGAACCAAGCUGUCCGUGAGUUUGCCAAGGAGAUUGACGCCUCCUGCAUUAAGAUCGAGAAAGUCAUCGGCAUCGGGGAGUUUGGCGAGGUCUGCAGCGGCCGCCUCAAGAUGCCGGGCAAGAGAGAGAUCUGCGUGGCCAUCAAGACGCUGAAGGCCGGCUACACCGACAAGCAGAGGAGGGACUUCCUGUCCGAGGCCAGCAUCAUGGGCCAGUUCGACCACCCGAACAUCAUCCACCUGGAGGGCGUGGUCACCAAAUGUAUGUCAAACAUGAGGUAUCCCCAGGUGGGCUUUGUCCAGAUGGAAGGGGUCCAGCAUUG